CAAGAUCAGUCGCAGUUUGCUUGUCAGUCUCGUCGCGUCGUGGGUGUUGUUUCACUUUCUGUGCUUCAUAUUUUGUGUAUCUCUCUAUCUGUAUCUUAAACGACAUCUGCUGCAAACUGUAUCUGUAUCUGAAGCUGUGACUGUGACUGAGUCUGCUUUUAAGUGCCCGAUUAGCCGUCGGUGUUUAGACAAAAAAACAAAUAGAAUUUGUGUGCUCCACAAAAUGAGCGCUAAUUCGAGUACGGAGCGAGCCAAACCCGUUGAGACUUUGGUGCUGGCCAACUAUGCCCUGAAGGCGGAACAGAAGCGUGCUGCCGGCCAAGGAGGUCGCAAGGAGGAUGAGCGAAUCACGAGUGCCGUAAUGAAAGUGCUCGAGGGUUACGACUGGAAUCUGGUGCAGGCAUCUGCCAAAGCGCCUUCUGAUCGCAAAAAGGAGCACAUUAAGCGGCCAAUGAAUGCAUUCAUGGUCUGGGCUCAAGCAGCUCGUCGUGUGAUGUCCAAGCAAUAUCCGCAUCUGCAGAACUCGGAGCUAAGCAAGUCAUUGGGCAAGUUGUGGAAAAAUCUGAAGGAUAGUGAUAAGAAACCGUUCAUGGAAUUUGCCGAGAAACUGCGAAUGACGCACAAGCAGGAGCAUCCCGACUACAAGUAUCAGCCUCGCCGCAAGAAGGCGCGCGUCAUGCCACAAACGGAGGGAGGUGUUGCAGCUGCCACAGCAUCAAUUGCAAGCGAGACGACAACAGCCAUAAACAACAGCAGCAACAACAACACAGCCCCAAGACGCAGUUGUGGCAGUUCUACUUCUACAAAUGGACGACGCACAACAAAGACCAAUAACAACAACAACAACGGCAGCAGCAGCAGCAACCACAACAGCAACAGCAGCAGCAGCGUCACAAGCAGCUCCAAUGGACAACUCUGCAACGUCAGCAGCUCCAGUCCAGAUGUCUUUAGCAACGAGGCCUUCAUGAAGUCACUGAACAGCGCCUGCGCAGCGAGUCUUCUCGAACAAGGUUUGGCCAUGGACACAGAGCGUGGAUUGCUCGAUUCGCCCUGCUCAACGGCCAGUUCGCUGUCUUCGCUGACGCCGCCUGCCACGCCCUACAGCAAGCCACAACCGCAGCUAGCACCGCUGCCUAGCUCGAGCUUAUUGCUGCGCCAGCUGAGCGAACCCAACAACGUGGCUGUUGCCGUCUCUGCGAGCAAUGAUUAUGGCGUGUUGCAGCUGGGAGCUGGACGGGAUUACAUCGAGCUUGGUGAGCUCAACUACAGUACGCCAGUUGGCGGCAGUGCAGCUGUGCAGGAAAUGGACUUUCUGGAGAGCAUCAACGGCUAUGGCUAUGCGAGCAAUGCGAGCACGCGUGGCAGCUACACAAACUAUGGCGGCUACCAUGGCACAGCUGGUGGCAACUUUACAGAUACUUCAGCGGCAGCUGCUGCGGCUGCGUCUUUGGCAACUGCUUCCGCUUCGGCAACAACAAGUGCGUCACACGUCAAUGGAGCGCUAAAUUACUUGGGCAGCGGGCCGAGCAAGGCAGCGGCGACGGCGGCGUCGGCUAUCGACAUUGAUCCCAAGGAAAUGGACCAGUAUCUCAUGGAUCAAAUGCUGCCUUUAGCGCAACAUCAUGUGCCCACAGUUGUGUCUGCUCACCACUCGCCUCCACUCAAGUCAUCUGCCUCGCUGUCCUCGGCCUGUUCCAGUGCCAGCUCGCAGCCAGUUGACUGCUUGGCCUCGCCCACCGCCUACUACGAACACAUGAGCUAUCCGACUCAGGCCCAAAACUCGGCUGGCUAUGCGACAACGGCACAAUAUAGCAACGUGACUGACACGUCGCAACAGGAGCUCCAGGUGCAUCAGCAACAACAUCAGCAACAGCAACAAGAGCAGCAACAUCAGCAGCAACAUCAGCAGCAACAACAACAACAGCAGCAACAGCUGACGCACCAGCAGCAACAUCAUCAUCUUUGGGGCACUUAUGUGAAUCCCUAAGCUGCUUCAUUUGCACAUUUGUCCGCACGCUCCUUCUACUAUCUGCUGCUUCUGUUGACCUUUAUGGGUCAGUCGAUGGCUUUCGUUUAUUGGUUUAUUGUCUGUGCAAUUCCUUCAUGUGGGAGGGUUCGUCCCACAGUGCGUAUACGUAUUCGCCUGGCUCCUCGAGGGUCUCUCGUCCAUAUUGUGCAAUUUAAGCUAAUCGCUGCGAUUUUCGUUUAUGGUUGAGACAUCUCGAUGCAGCACUCCCCCAUUGCCAAUGCCAUUCGAACAAUCCAUUUGCCACCCCCCAAAAACACAUUCGCUAUUCGAUAUUCAUAUUAUAUAUUCAGCUUGCAAAUGCGGCGUCAAUGAUAUCAAUACCAUAUACACUUUAUAUUGCAUCGUUUGUCUGGCUUCAAUGCUUUGCUUUCCUUAGAAUACUAAACGGGGUUAUCCAACAAUACAAUUUCCAAUUCCUAUUGCAAAGACACACACAUAGUAUAAUUAUUGGCUUGAUCUGAGUUUAGCCAGUUAACCUAGGCAUAAAGUGCGUUUAUAUAUUUAAUUUAAUUCGGCUGAAAGAUUUCUUUCCCCUUUCGCUCUGUUUUACUUCUUCAACGUUUAUGCAUUUUAGCAAUUGUAUUAUAUUUAUGUAAACAAAUGUAUUUUAAAUUUAUUUAAUAAAUUAUAUUGU
Messenger RNA from Drosophila nasuta, 2663 nucleotides. It is a transcript of the gene Sox100B, whose product is annotated as SRY-box transcription factor 100B. Lineage: Eukaryota; Metazoa; Arthropoda; Insecta; Diptera; Drosophilidae. Gene Ontology annotation, molecular function: DNA-binding transcription factor activity, RNA polymerase II-specific; RNA polymerase II cis-regulatory region sequence-specific DNA binding. Gene Ontology annotation, biological process: regulation of transcription by RNA polymerase II. Bases 224 to 1987 code for a protein of 587 amino acids. The transcript has 3 exons. The record is from RefSeq and is a predicted model, not a curated record. Gene Ontology annotation, cellular component: nucleus.